GUCAAAAUAACCAACGCUCAAGAAAAAUUCAUAGAAAAUCGAUUAUAGUUUUGAUAUUGACAAAUUGUGAACUUUGUGAAAAAUAAUUAUAAAAUAUAGUAAUUGUGAAGCAGUGAAAUUAUGAAUAAUCAACUUACGCGCAAUAAUUUGCAAGAAUUUUGUCGAACCUGCUUAAGCAGUUUGCAAAAACGUCGCAGACGUGAGAAGGAGGAUACGCCUACUAGUUUUCACCAGCUGAAGGUUAAGGUUAAUCAAGGAGAUAACGAAAAUGAUUCUGAAACAAAUCAUAGUUAUAAUCUUAGUUUGCUACCGCAAUUGCAAAAAUUAUUCAUGUUAUUUACUUCCUUGGAAAUAUCGGAGGAUAGUGAUGAAGAUGCUUACCCACGAAGUCUCUGUCAACUAUGCUAUGAAAAAAUGAUUGAUUUCCAAGAGUUUCGAAACUUGGCCAUUAAUUCUGCGGAAGUCUUAUACAAAAUUGUUAAUAGUUUGGAUGAUGAAAUGUCCAAAACUUCUGCUGAAACACCAACGUUUCAAACAAUUGAAAUUACCAAAGAGAUAAAAACGGAGACUGUAGUAAGGGAAAGAAGCUAUCAAUUCAAUGAUGAUGAUGAUGAUGAUCAGUUGCUUUUACCAGAACUAGCUCCAUUGAUGGAACGACCAAUUAAAACAGAACCGGAAAACUAUUAUAAGUCAGAGUCUGAAACUAUAUUACCAAAUGAUGAUAAUUCGGAAAAUUCAUCGAAUAUUGUUGUAAAGCAUGAAAUUGAUUCGGAAUACGAGGAAGAUAAUUCCCUAUUCUAUGAACGUAAUGCAUUAAGCGCAGCAGAUAACUCUAUUAGCGAUGAUGCAGAUGAUGAGGAACAUGCUUUGAGGAAUGGCGCGGCCAAUACGUCCAGUAUGUCUCUUAAUAAUUCACCAAUAACUGUAGGAGGAAGACAAAGGUUUAGUGCAUCCUCCCGUAAACGUGACCGCAACAAAAAGUCAUUAAAGUGUCCUCGUUGUGAUAAACAAGUCUAUAAAAAAGUGUACCUGGACGCUCACAUUCGGGCCGUGCAUGAAGGAUUUGAGAAGCCGUUUCUUUGUUUGGAAUGUCAGAAGGACUUCACACGCUACGAACAUCUACAUACGCAUAUUCAAUCUAAGCAUUUAAUCAAACAAAGAUUUAUAUGUGGUUUAAAUGGCUGCGACGCCGUUUUUAAGUUGAGCAAUACCUUGGAGACUCAUCGACAAGUCGUACAUACAGCUACGUUUUCAUACGGCCUACAGGAUAUGUUAGAACUUCACCAAGCCCAACUGAAUGAAGAAGUAGAGAUAAAUCAUAUUUGUCAACACUGUUUCAAGACAUACAGCUCAAAGCGUGCACUCUCCGAACAUUUGAAACGACAUGCCCAAAUCAAGGAUCACGUUUGUAAAGUAUGUGGCGUUGCCAAAGUAACGCGCACGGAGUUAUUAACGCAUAUGCGUAUACAUAAACCGAAUCUGGAGAAAUUCAAGUGCAGCAUUUGUCCGCAGGAAUUCAACCAUAAGAAUGCUAUAUCUCGCCAUGUGCGUGUCGUACACGAGGGCCAAAGACGCUUUCCAUGCAGUUUUUGUCCCAAACGUUUUGGUACACGUAAUUCGCAAGUAUGCCAUGAACGUCUACACACUGGCGAACGUCCGUUCAAUUGUGAACUCUGUCACAAGCGGUACGCCCAAGUGGAAGGCCUCAAAUCCCAUAUGAAAAGUCAUGAUAAGAACUUGCGCACACAUGUGUGCUCGUUUUGUUCGCAACGUUUUAUAACAAGAAAAAAUCUAAUUGAUCACGAAAAGCGUCACCAAAGUGAUAAACCCCAUAUAUGUAACACCUGUAGUCGUGGCUUCUUUUCAAUUGAAGAUCUGGGUGUGCAUAAACAGUCGCAUACGGAAGAAGAAUUGCGUGAGAUGGCGCGUAAUGAAUAUGAGUUGUAUCAAGACGCUGGCGAUAGUCUUGGAGAACACGUAAUGGAAACCGAAUCAAUUAACGAACAAGGCAGCCAGGCUUAUAUGGGCUAUAGUAGUUCGCAGAGUAGCAACUGAAUUGCAGACAGAUCGUUUGCACUAAAUGAUUUCGCUUGAACGGAUUAAUAUGGCAAUUAUUUUGCAAGCACUCUUGAAUAUUUAUGGAUGUGUAAUUUUUACCACCACUUGCAUAAACUAGCUUAGAAAAUGUACAUACGUAUUCACAAACAUGAAUUGGCUACAUUAAUUUAAAUACAAAUAUAUUUAUUAAAUUAUAAAA
This is a messenger RNA of Bactrocera neohumeralis, 2257 nucleotides long. RefSeq names its product zinc finger protein 287. NCBI's taxonomy places the organism in Eukaryota, Metazoa, Arthropoda, Insecta, Diptera, Tephritidae. The transcript has 3 exons. Gene Ontology annotation, biological process: regulation of transcription by RNA polymerase II. The record is from RefSeq and is a predicted model, not a curated record. Gene Ontology annotation, molecular function: RNA polymerase II transcription regulatory region sequence-specific DNA binding; zinc ion binding; DNA-binding transcription factor activity, RNA polymerase II-specific. Gene Ontology annotation, cellular component: nucleus. The coding region runs from base 121 to 2055 and encodes 644 amino acids.